AUGAUAAUGAUGAUAGUGGUAGUGGUGAUGGUCGUGGAGCUGCUGUGGCUGCUACUGUGGCUGAUAAUGAUGACGACGAAGACGACAGCACCUCAUAUAUGCUUCUACCAUACAGCAUCAGCAACUCUUAAUGACUUGCUGACCAUCAACAGAGCUAAGUUCAUUGACGAUACAGCUUACAAAAAGUGGAAAGAUAAAAUCGUCAUGAAAGAUGUUCCCGAUAAUGAUCUCGACAAUCCACUUGCACUAACAACAACAACAAAAUCAGCAGCAGCAACAACUGCAACAAUAUCAUUGUCGGGAAAUUGA
This is a messenger RNA of Helobdella robusta, 309 nucleotides long. RefSeq lists its product as hypothetical. Bases 1 to 309 code for a protein of 102 amino acids. Lineage: Eukaryota; Metazoa; Annelida; Clitellata; Rhynchobdellida; Glossiphoniidae. The transcript has 2 exons. The record is from RefSeq and is a predicted model, not a curated record.